Strongylocentrotus purpuratus (purple sea urchin) is the source of this 2393-nucleotide messenger RNA. RefSeq lists its product as uncharacterized. Lineage: Eukaryota; Metazoa; Echinodermata; Echinoidea; Camarodonta; Strongylocentrotidae. The record is from RefSeq and is a predicted model, not a curated record. The transcript has 3 exons. The coding region runs from base 1 to 1095 and encodes 364 amino acids.
AUGUUGGAUGAUGAUCUACGCUGGAAUGGCAGUUUUGGGGAUGAUGGUAACCCUCUUGGCGUGGAUGGCACACAGGUUGGAGAUGAUGUCUUUUCCGAUACUCAAACGAUAGCUGAAGCUGCUUCUGGCCAGGGCAUCCCGAAAACGUCAACUCCAGCCAAGAAAAAUGCUGCAGGAACAGAUUCGCCGCGAAUGGAGGGAACUCCGAAUCCCGAAAGGAGAGCAGAUGUGAUUGAUAGUGCAGCGAGGGGUGUAGAGGCAGGUAGAGCCGAGGGUGGGGCUAAGGAUGAGGUCCACCACCAAGUGUACCAAUUCCCGGAACCAGUCGCAGAGAUCUCGGUCAUUGGUGUCAGAGGUUCUAGCACUAGCAGUCCUUUAGAUUCGAGUGCUGGCGACCUCCGGAAUCCCUUCUUCAUCCCACGUUCUGAAGCAAUCCCAAUUCCCACAGGUGAAGCUAGUUUGGGCCAAUUAGAACUCAGCAGUGUUCUGGAUUCACUAUCCCGCACCGCUGAAGGCCAUGAAAAGCUGAGGAGAGGGUAUCAUAGUCAUUGCGUCCGGAACAACAUCCGCCACACUAGGUCUGUUGAGGAUAUGAGGUCACUUAGCGACUCCUUUAGCUCCCAGCAAGAUCAUAUAGAAGCCUUAGAGACCAGUGUGGCCGCCUUACAGGAAGAAAUGCGACAAAUGAAAGCAAAGUUCCACCACAACCAACAGAAAACGUCAACCCAUCUUAUUCCGUACGACUCUCUGAAGGAUGAACAGGCAUCGCAGAUACUACUUCCAACAGACGAUAACCUACGAGCCGAACUCUUUCUGCUUGGAUUUGGUAGUGGGCACGGCACGCAUCUUUCGUUAAAGGUAACCGGAGACCUUCCAACACGGUGCCACUUUGAAGCUCGUGUUGUUAAUAGUUCCGAUGAUGAGGAAACGCGGAAGAAAUCCACUGAUUCCGAAGUACCCAGUGGUGUACACAUUGUGGAAUUUCCGAAGCUAAUAGAAAUAGAUGUGGUAGAAAACGAGGCCCUUGGGUACAAGAGGAAUGGCAUGCUCACAAUUACUCUCAUUGUAUCGUGGGAUGAGGUAAUCACUCCUUAGAUUGAUUCAGUCGUAUGGAACAUUACUAUUUUCAAAACAGAAUUAUUUCGUUUUCACAUUAGGAAAAAUGAAUUGCUUCAUGUUGUCCUCAAAGGUUCCAAACUAUUCUGGAACAAUGAACAUCCUUUUGGUUUGGGCAGGUAUAAUCUGGAAAAAGCAAAUAAUCUCAUAGCAAAUGUAAAUAUUUAAUUGGCAGUUCUAAACUCGCUCCAGAUUAAUGUAAAUCUUUCUUCUUUCAUCAAAAAAGGAGUAGAAGAAGAAGAAGAAGAAGAAGAAGAAGAGAAGAAGAAGAAGUUAAUAUUUGUACUGCCUCGUCAUGCACUCUUUAAAAUAUGUUAGAAAGGGAAACUAACAGAAAUUUGUAGAAAAUUACUUACAUGACCAAAAUUGACACUCUAUGGUCCAUAUUAGGAAGUUGACAGUUUUGCUUUGCAUACGAAUGUAGAUAGUCUCUUUGAAAAUGUAAAUUCUCACUAAUAAAGCAAAUGCCAAAUUCCUUCCUGCGCGCGUUAUUCCCACAGGGCAAAUCUAUUUUUCAGUAAAUAUUUAUUCUAUUAAGGAAAUUGAAAUUAAUCUACGGGAAUAUCUGAUACAAAAUUGUGAAUGAAUUAUUUAUUAUUGAAUGAUUUAUGUAGCAAAUACCCAUUUUAGAUUGAAAGACAACGAAUUACAAUAAUGAUUUUGAUCAUGGUUAAUCAUUGUGGUUGAUGUAAUGGUUUGCACUUUUUUUUUGUAUAUUGGCCCUUUGUUGUUAUGUCUUAUUGUAUGCAUUUCACCUCAAUAAGUCUGUUGGAAAAUUAAAUUUAUAUUUUUGGGGGAAAUAAGCUAGAAAUAGCUGUUUUCUUAACGAGUUUUUGACUUAUGCAUGUAUUUUGUAACAAAGUAUAAUCAUUUAAGUAAGGUAUAUGAACAAUAUAUUUGUAUGCUAAUUCAGGGACAUUUUAAAUGCAUUUUAUUAGAAUACCAACGAUUACAGAAAAACUGAGAAUUUUCGUCUUCCACUCAUCAGAGCUAAGAAUGGACGAAAAGCCAAAUCGGGCAAUGUAAAAAAGAAUAAAGAACAAACAAUCAAAGAGAAAGGGAAAAAGGCCGGGUUGCAAGACGACAAGUUUCAAUAUGUUUGCUUCGUUGGUUUCCUUCAAUUCGUUGUACUAAUCAUCUUUAUAUUAAGUACUGCUUGGUUUAUUUCCAGCCACACUAUUGACUAAAUCGGCGCUGACAAUGGUCUAGUACUUAUUUUAUAUUGGUAAUCUCGGCUCGCUCAACAAGUAUAGCUUUUCUGAGAUACCCUCUUAGUU